Molecule: messenger RNA, 1357 nt
Organism: Brachypodium distachyon (stiff brome)
Lineage: Eukaryota; Viridiplantae; Streptophyta; Magnoliopsida; Poales; Poaceae
Product: E3 ubiquitin-protein ligase CIP8
Exons: 1
Coding region: 158-1096 (312 amino acids)
Biological process (GO): protein ubiquitination
Cellular component (GO): cytoplasm
Molecular function (GO): ubiquitin protein ligase activity
Source: RefSeq, a predicted model, not a curated record
CAAAAAGCGGGGGGCGAACAAAAGAAAACGAAAGCGAAUCGCGACGAGUGGAUUUGGAAGAGAACAAGGGAAAGACAGAGAGAUAACAACAAGCAGCGGCAGCGCAAACGUCCCCAACCUCGGGCCGGACGGGCGUUGGGACUAGACCAGCCCAGCAAUGGCGAACAGUAAUUCGCUCUCCCACCACCUCCUCCUCCCCCUCGCCGGCGACUUCUCGGACGACGUCUUCGAACCCUCCUCCUCCUCCUCGUCCGCCAUCUCGUUCCCCUCCUUCUGGCCGCCCUUCCCCUCCCUCCUCUCCGACUCCGACUCCUCCGACGCCCCCUUCCCUCCAGACCGCUGCGCCCCUGCCCGGCGUGGAACCGCUGCCUCGUUCCUCGGCCUCGAUUUCCACGACGACGUGUGGGCACCGCCGCCGGACGAGGGCGGGGAGGUGGGCGGCCUGCCGCUCUGCUGGGACUGCCUGCAGCUGGAGGAGCACGACCAGCGGUGGGACCUCGGGCUGAGCGAUGCUGACGAGUGGGAGCAGGUCGCCGGCAGGGGGGAAGAGGACGAGGCGGCGGAGGGCGCCGCCGCGGUGCGGAGCCUCGAUUGGGAGGUGCUCCUGGCCGCCAACAGCCUGGGCAGCCUCGUAAUCGACGACGAUGGCGGCGGCGGGGACAUCGAUACGUUCCUCUUCCACGACGACGACGUGCUCUUCGGGCAGCUGGCGACGGAGGCGGAGCACGAGGAGCCUCCGGCCAAGGGCGGGCGCGCGGCGGCGAAGGCCGCCGUGGAGGGCCUCCCGACGGUGGUGGUCGACGCGGCCGAGGCCGGCGGGGCGCAGUGUGCGGUGUGCAAGGACGGCAUCGAGGCCGGGGACGGCGCCAGGAGGCUGCCGUGCGCGCACCUCUACCACGGCGGCUGCAUCCUGCCGUGGCUCGCCAUCCGCAACACGUGCCCGCUGUGCCGCCACGAGCUGCCCACCGAUGACCCGGAGUACGAGAAGUGGAAGGCGAGGCGGGCUGCCGGCGGUGCCAACGCCGACGCCAGUGGCGACGGCGACAGGUAUGGCAUCGUGACUCGUCAGGCUGAGGCUACCUCGAUGAAUGAGUAGAUACGUCAGCAAUGGUUCAGUGUGUUGCAGCAGUCCUUUUUUGGUCGGGAUGGAGGGAGAAGGGAUCAAAUCAAUGUGAAUUGGCGAGUUUUUGUACAAAAAUUAUAUCAAUAAGGGCAUUUCAAUUUGAAUAAUGCUGUAUCUAGAUAAGGGGUGUUGAGAUUGUUUUUCCUCCAAUCAAAAAAGAGAAGGGAAACAUUUCACUGACGAGACCACUCUGUUGAGGAAGGAUUUUAAGCAUGCAUCCAAAAUUCAGUAUAC